GAGCAUGAACCAUCCAUCCGGUUUACCGGAGAACUAUAUAAAUGAGACCUUUGGAAGUUUUUCUGAUCUCUUAUUUUACACUUGUUUAAAUCCAUCAAGAAAAAAAAUACCAUUAUGACUACACAGCAAGGUUCUCUCGCAACAUCCGUCAACGGCGUCGCAAUUCUUGGCGCUGUUCAAGAACAUCAAGCCGACAUCGUGUCAGCAGAGGCAUUAACUUUUGUUGCCACGUUGCAACGUAUCUUUGACAGCACUCGCAAGACUCUAUUACAGAAGCGUGUCUACCGCCAGCAAGAGCUUGAUCGUGGAGUGUUGCCCGAUUUCUUACCCGAAACGGCUUACAUUCGCAAUGAUCCCAAUUGGAAAGCAGCUGCACCUGGGCCAGGUUUGCAAGACCGUCGAGUAGAAAUCACUGGUCCUGUCGACCGUAAGAUGGUGAUCAAUGGUUUGAAUGCUGGAGCAUCGACCUACAUGGCCGAUUUUGAAGAUUCCAACAGCCCAACCUGGGAAAACUGCUUAAAUGGCCAAGUCAACCUUCGAGAUGCUGUCCGAGGUACCAUCACCUUUACUAAUCCGAAUGGCAAAACCUACGAACUACGCAAAGAUGGUAAUGCAGCGACUUUAUUGGUCAGACCAAGAGGAUGGCACAUGGUGGAAAAGCAUGUCAUUGUGGACGGACAACCCAUGUCGGCUUCCAUCUUUGAUUUUGGUCUCUUCUUCUUCCACAACGCCAAGGAACUGAUCCGCAAAGGCAAGGGCCCAUACUUUUAUCUUCCCAAGAUGGAGUCCCAUUUGGAAGCAAGACUGUGGAACGAUAUCUUCAACACGGCGCAAGAUAUGCUGAAUAUUCCUCGAGGCACGAUCCGUGCUACUGUAUUGAUCGAAACCAUUUUGGCUGCCUUUGAGAUGGAUGAAAUCAUUUAUGAAUUGCGUGACCAUUCUUCUGGAUUGAACUGUGGUCGUUGGGAUUACAUUUUCUCUUUCAUCAAGAAGCUCCGUCAGUACCCUGAAUAUGUGCUUCCUGAUCGUUCCCAGGUGUCGAUGACGGUGCCCUUCAUGGACGCUUAUGUCCAGUUGUUGAUCCAAACUUGCCACAAGCGCGGUGUCCACGCCAUGGGUGGUAUGGCUGCUCAGAUUCCUAUCAAAAAUAACCCUGAGAAGAACGAAGCUGCUAUGACCAAGGUCCGUUCCGAUAAGCUUCGAGAAGUCAAGGCGGGCCACGACGGCACCUGGGUGGCGCAUCCUGAUCUGAUCAAGAUCGCCUUGGAAAUUUUCAACGAACAUAUGCCUCAGCCCAAUCAGAUCCAUGUCCGCCGGGAGGAUGUUCACGUCACUGCCAGAGAUCUGUUAAACAUUGAUUUCGAAGGCGCUGUCACUGAAGCCGGUAUUCGUGACAAUAUCCAAGUCGGUCUGACUUAUAUGGAAUCGUGGCUUCGCGGUGUCGGUUGCGUUCCGAUCCACAACUUGAUGGAAGACGCCGCUACCGCUGAAAUCUCGCGAUCUCAGUUAUGGCAAUGGGCUCGCCAUCAAACGGUGACAAAGGAAAACAAGAAGGUCACGGGCGACUAUCUUUUGCAAGUCCUUGAUGAAGAAACCGAUAAGAUUCGUCAGGCGUUAGGUGACAAAUACAGCAGCUCCAAGUAUGAAGCCGCCAAGAUGGCCUUUGCCACCAAUGUCACUGGUGAACAGUACGAUGACUUCCUCACCACUUUGUUGUACGAUGAUAUUCUCUCUACAAGCUCCAAGCCCCGAUUGUAAAUUUAAUCAUGUCAGCCCUCUUUCUCUGUUUAUAUUCCUAUCCCCCAUCUUAAACUCCUCCGCCUUCUCAUUCCAUCCACUGUGCACCCACUUUUAUACAUUUGUAAUUCAAUAAAACUCUUUAAGAGCCAUUCAAA
Messenger RNA from Radiomyces spectabilis, 1895 nucleotides. RefSeq names its product malate synthase A. Gene Ontology annotation, molecular function: malate synthase activity. Lineage: Eukaryota; Fungi; Mucoromycota; Mucoromycetes; Mucorales; Radiomycetaceae. The transcript has 4 exons. The record is from RefSeq and is a predicted model, not a curated record. Gene Ontology annotation, cellular component: peroxisomal matrix; cytoplasm. The coding region runs from base 115 to 1758 and encodes 547 amino acids. Gene Ontology annotation, biological process: glyoxylate cycle.